AUAACAAUGAAACAAAUUCCUCGCACACCAAUGCGUAUCCCGAAAACUCCAAGAGCUCAGCCACCAGCGUCGGUAGCAGAAAACCGACGUGAUGUAUGUGAAAAGGCACAAGAUCCGGUAAAUGUCUUCUGCCGAGUACGACCUUUGCAAUCCGACGCGGAUCUCACAUCGUUGCGGGUAAAAAACGCAACGACGAUAUGUCUUAAUCCGCAGGAUCAAUUAAUGCAGCAUCACAAACCACUACCCGGCGCUCAACGCGAAAUUCAAUACAUAUUCAAGCAUGUAUUUCAGUCUGAUGCGACACAGCGAGAAGUCUUUGCUGCAGUUGCACAGCCACUAGUUGAAAAUUUAAUACGAGGUCGGAAUAGUUUGCUUUUUACGUACGGAGUGACAGGUAGUGGGAAGACUUUUACCAUGACGGGUAAUCUAAGACAUCGUGGAAUUAUGCCCCGAUGCCUGGAUGUCCUCUUCCGCACAAUUUCCGACUACCAAGCAAAAAAGUUUGUAUUUAAACCGGACAAGUUAAAUGGGUUUGAGGUACUUUCGGAAGAGGAUGCCCUUUUGGAGCGACAGCAGGAGAUGAAUCGUCGUUUCGCUGGAGGUGGUCGAUUUGGACGCAAACGCAAAGAUUCCGAUCCGGAAAUCGCUUCACAGGCAUCUGUUGACCCCUCGCCGAUUGCUGGGUUGGACGAAGACAACAUGUAUUCGGUGUUUGUGACUUACAUUGAGAUUUAUAACAAUAGUGUGUAUGAUCUUUUGGAGGUAUCCGGUAUACAAAAGACUUUACAAAGCAAAAUCAUACGUGAGGAUGCCAAGCGGCACAUGUUUGUGCAUGGUGUCACUGAAGUGGAAGUUAAAACAGUCGAGGAAGCCCUGGAAGUUUUCCAAAUGGGACAGAAACGUAAGCGCAUGGGCCACACAGUGCUUAAUGCCGAGUCCAGUCGCAGUCAUUCAGUCUUCAACAUUCGCCUUGUCCAGGCGCCUACUGAUAACCAAGGCGAAAAUGUAAUCCAAGAUAGGCAAACUAUAACAGUAAGCCAACUUUCAUUAGUUGAUUUGGCUGGUAGUGAACGUUCUUCGCGCACUAAAAAUACUGGUGUACGCCUUCGAGAGGCAGGAAAUAUUAACAAUUCGUUAAUGACGUUGCGCACUUGCCUCGAAUAUCUUCGUGAAAAUCAGCAAAUGUGUAAUGCAAUGGGGGCGGCAAAGAAAAUCCCCUAUCGCGACUCGAAAAUAACGCACAUGUUUAAAAAUUAUUUUGAUGGUGAAGGACAAGUCUCCAUGAUUGUGUGCAUCAAUCCGAGAAUUGAAGAUUAUGAUGAGAAUAUGCAAGUAAUGAAAUUCGCAGAAUUAACCCAAGAAGUUCAAGUUGCCAGGGCCACUCCAAUAAUAACUGGACUUGGAUUAGCACCUGGACGUCGUAGGGCCAACAAGCUAUUUAAGAUUGCUACCAAUAAUCUAACUGAACUUGGCAUAUCUGAAGCUAAAGAGUUACAAGUAGAUCUGGGUUUGGUUUACAGUUUGGGUCCAGACUUUCCAAGCUAUCAGAUGAACAGUCCGGAGACGGAGAUAAAAAUCCAAGAGCUUAUGUUCUACCUAGAGCAACGCAUUGAAAAGCGUAGGCAACUUCGCGACAGUUUAAAAGUUAAAAGCGACAACUUCCGUCAAAUUCUUAUGAGAAUGGAACAGGACAAUCUACAGCUGCGCACAGAAGUGGCCUCAUCAAAGGUUGUCUACAAACAAGAACGUGAACGCAGUGCCGCUUUAGAAAAUAAGGUGCGUAUCCACGAGAGUUCUAUCGAUGUGCUAAAUAAUACACUCAGCAAGCGGGAAAGACAAAUCGAAGAGCUGACAUAUAAACUCAACGAGAAGGAAAAUUUGCUAACGCAAAAAGAGCAGGAGAAAGAAAAACAGAAAAAGAAGUUUAGCUCUAAAUUGGCCGUUGAAUCCGAUAAGAAAAAGCGGGAGUUCGAACAAAAACUUCGCGAGCAACGAGUCAAGUUGCAAGAGCGCAUGCGCAUUAAAGACGAAAAGUUGCGCCUCGUUUCAAAUAUUCUUCAAGCUGAUGAUGUGCCACCGAGCAGUCUGAUCAGGUCACAAAGUUCCGAAGAUCUACUCAGUGAUAAGAAUCGUGAGGGGGCAUUUACUGCUCGCACCGAGACAUGUGUGGCUUCAACACGAAUGGACAUCUACGCGACACCUCGUCAUGGCGCGAUAGCCGCAAAUCCCAGACAUCGCCGAUCUCGUUCUGCUGGCGAGAAAUGGUUAGAGCACCGCUCCGCCAAACCUAUUCCUCUGGGUACCAUUAUGCAACCUUAUCUUAAAAAUCGCAAAUCUGUUACGAAACUAACAGACUUAAAAGAGUUGACUGGAAAUGGAACGACCAAAUACUGCCUUGUUUCCCAGGAGGCAGACACUGAUGGUGACGUGGAGACGAAACUGUACAAAGGAAAUGUGAUUCCAACAUGUGGAGGCGGCGCUCAGGUCGUAUUUAACGAUGUAGAGUGUUUAAAACAGAAGUCCCCUAUUCAUUCACCUACUCGAAAGCGCAUGAGCACCGGCACCUUGUCAGCCCUAGGUGGUCCCAGUACAGUAGCAUCUGUGCAAGAUGUGGCCAUGCGUUGUAAUCUUGGCAUCGAGGGUCACAGCAGCAAGAAAUCAAAACCAUAAGAGUUGAGAUGAAGACCAUGUUUAUUAUUAUGAAUUAAUGAAGAUUAAUUUCAUUGUAUGUUUAACGCAGCAAGUACCAAAAUACUCGUUGUUUUACAGUUUUAAUGUGCCAUUAGGCGCUUCCUUUUUGAUUUUUUUCUUACUUUUUUGAAUCACCUAAAGAAGUACUUAAACUUAAAAAACUAGGACUAUCAGUGAAAUGUGUAUUUUUUUAAUAACCUUUUUACUUAUUUUAAGGCAGAAGAAUCUGAAAAAAAAAACUUUUUUGUGAGUGUAUUAGACAUGAAUUUAUCAAUUUAUGAAGAAUAUAAUUAUAUUUAAUACGAAAAGCAA
Molecule: messenger RNA, 3003 nt
Organism: Drosophila willistoni
Lineage: Eukaryota; Metazoa; Arthropoda; Insecta; Diptera; Drosophilidae
Gene: pav
Product: kinesin-like protein KIF23
Exons: 6
Coding region: 7-2670 (887 amino acids)
Biological process (GO): microtubule-based movement
Cellular component (GO): microtubule; nucleus; kinesin complex
Molecular function (GO): ATP binding; microtubule motor activity; microtubule binding
Source: RefSeq, a predicted model, not a curated record